Benincasa hispida (wax gourd) is the source of this 408-nucleotide messenger RNA. The record is from RefSeq and is a predicted model, not a curated record. NCBI's taxonomy places the organism in Eukaryota, Viridiplantae, Streptophyta, Magnoliopsida, Cucurbitales, Cucurbitaceae.
AUGGUUUAUAUGGAUGAUCUUACGAAGAAUAUAAAUAUGGAAGGAGGUAGUGAGAAGAAGGUGAGUGGUUUGGUUGUGGAUGAUGAGGCAGUGAAUAGACAAAUUCACAUGUCUCUGCUUAAAAAAUUGAAUGUUGAAGCUGAGGCAGCUGAAAAUGGAAAGGAAGCAGUGGAGGCUUUCCAAGGUGGGGCUUCUUUUGAUCUUGUUCUUAUGGACUUGGAAAUGCCUGCCAUGGAUGGACUUCAGGCAACAAAGGAGCUGAGAAGGAUGGGGGUUAAAAGCAAGAUAAUUGGAGUGACAGGACAUGGCCCAACCUCUGAGAAGAAAGCUGCUUUUAUGGAGGCUGGUCUUGACCAUUGCUUUAUGAAGCCAUUGACCAUUGAAAGCCUUCAAACUCUUCUCCAAUAA